This is a messenger RNA of Ipomoea nil (Japanese morning glory), 513 nucleotides long. RefSeq lists its product as uncharacterized. The transcript has a single exon. Lineage: Eukaryota; Viridiplantae; Streptophyta; Magnoliopsida; Solanales; Convolvulaceae. Bases 1 to 513 code for a protein of 170 amino acids. The record is from RefSeq and is a predicted model, not a curated record.
AUGGUAUCAGAGCCAUGGAAGAUCAGUUACGCCGCCGCUGUUUCCGGCACCGGUGAGACCGGCCAGCCGUCUCGCACACCGGCGAUGAAUCAGCCUCCGAUUCAAGCAACGCCGCAAACUUCCAUGCCUCAAGUCGUUCCGCAAAGGAACGCAACUGAAGAUAUAGAGAAUCCACUGCAUCUCAGCACUAACGAAAAUCCAAACAACAUAUUGGGGAGUCCUCCUCUCACAGGGGGUUCCAAUUAUGGCUUGUGGAGCAUUUCAAUGCAGGUUGCGUUGGAAGUGAAAAACAAAUGGUCUCUUGUCGAUGGAAGCAUCGAGAAACCGGCUAGAAGCCAGGGACACUACGCAUCUUGGAGAAGAUGCAAUCUUAUGAUCAAGUCAUGGAUCCUCAAGGCGGUGCAUCCGUCGAUUGCUCAAAGCAUAAUAUAUAUGGAUGACGCAGAGGAAGUCUGGAACGAUUUGAAGAGGAGAUUCUCGCAGCGCGAUCCUCAUCGCAUAUCGACUUUGUAG